Molecule: messenger RNA, 588 nt
Organism: Symbiodinium pilosum
Lineage: Eukaryota; Dinophyceae; Suessiales; Symbiodiniaceae
Source: the annotation of a GenBank genome assembly
AUGGGGUACAGCAUGGGCGGCUUUGGAGCCAUCCAACUUGGCUGCUGGGCGCCAGAGGCCUACGAUGCGGUCAUUUCCUUCGCUGGCUAUGGUAUGGGCACGUUCGAGCCUACAGAGACUUCCGGUGCUCUGCAGCCCAAGGGACGCCGGGUUUUCGAGUGGUAUCUCAACGAAUACAUUCCAAAACUCGCCGACGUGCCCAUUGUCUGGGGUGUCCACUGCCGGAGCGACACAGUCUCCAGUUUCAAUGAUGUGAGCACAAUCAUCGACACGGUGGGUGAAACGGCUCACCACUCGAGAAAGCGCUGCCAUUCCCGAAUGAUUGAGGUCCCACAAGACGACGCAAAUUCAGAUUACCCGCGGAAGCGCAGGGCCACUGCUUCCGGGCACGGCUACUUCAACGUCAGCUUGCUGAAGGACACAAGCGAGCAGAUCAUCUGGAAGGACCUCCGCAACCAGCUGUCUCGCUCCGCUAAGCGGCAGCGACCGCGCUGGGACAUGCUUGAGGAAACCAGGACCACAGCCAACUGGAAGCGUGGGCACAAUGAUGCCUAUGACCCGCCCUCAAAGCGCUGGUGCUGGCGCUGA